AUGCUGUGUAGGUGUGGUGUGUAAGAAACAAUCCUAUUGUAGGUUUGUUUUUUUGACAGCUCAGGUCGGGGGACGUGUCUGGACAAUGAACCUCUGAAACGAGACUUCCUGUACCCAACAGUGGCCCCGGGGCAGGUGUACGACGCAGACGAGCAGUGUCGCUUCCAGUACGGAGCCUCUUCACGACAGUGCAAAUAUGGGGUAAGAAACCUGCAUCUCUCCGAAUCUACAAUAUGCGUACAGUCUCUCUCCCCUAUAGUGGAGGACCAUGCUGUUAAGGGAAUAGUUGAUCAUAAUCAGGGUUAGGGGUGUUAUUAUCAUAAUCAGGGUUAGAGGUGUUGUUAUCAUAAUCAGGGUUAGGGGUGUUAUCAUCAUAAUCAGGGUGUUAUUAUCAUAAUCAGGGUGUUAUCAUCAUAAUCAGGGUGUUAUUAUCAUAAUCAGGGUGUUAUUAUCAUAAUCAGAGUUAGGGGUGUUAUCAUCAUAAUCAGGGUUUUAUUAUCAUAAUCAGGGUUAGGGGUGUUAUCAUCAUAAUCAGGGUGUUAUUUUCAUAAUCAGGGUGUUAUCAUCAUAAUCAGGGUGUUAUUAUCAUAAUGAGGGUUAGGGGUGUUAUCAUCAUAAUCAGGGUGUUAUUAUCAUAAUCUGGGUUAGGGGUGUUAUCAUCAUAAUCAGGGUGUUAUUAUCAUAAUCAGGGUUAGGGGCGUUAUCAUCAUAAUCAGGGUGUUAUUAUCAUAAUCUGGGUUAGGGCUGUUAUCAUCAUAAUCAGGGUGUUAUCAUCAUAAGCAGGGUGUUAUUAUCAUAAUCAGGGUUAGGGGUGUUAUCAUCAUAAUCAGGGUGUUAUUAUCAUAAUCAGGGUUACGGGUGUUAUUACAUUUACAUUUUAGUCAUUUAACAGACGCUCUUAUCCAGAGCAACUUACAGUUAGUGAGUGCAUACAUUUUUUUCAUACUGGUCCCCCCGUGGGAAACGAACCCACAACCCUGGCGUUGCAAGCGCCAUGCUCUACCAACUGAGCUACAGGAGGCACAAUCAGGGUUAUCAUCAUAAUCAGGGUGUUAUUAUCAUAAUCAGGGUGUUAUUAUCAUAAUCAGUGUUAGGGGUGUUAUCAUCAUAAUCAGGGUGUUAUUAUCAUAAUCAGGGUUAGGGGUGUUAUCAUCAUAAUCAGGGUGUUAUCUUCAUAAUCAGGGUGUUAUCUUCAUAUUCAGGGUGUUAUCUUCAUAAUCAGGGUGUUAUCUUCAUAAUCAGGGUGUUAUCAUCAUAAUCAGGGUGUUAUUAUCAUAAUCAUCGUUAGGGGUGUUAUCAUCAUAUCACCAGAAGGAGACAUCAUUGUUUUAUUAGCACCUGGGAUAGAUGGGUCUCAUCAACACUCACCGGUCUGAUGUUCCUCUCUCCCAGCAUAUCUCACUAACCUAUCUCAAAGAGAGGGAGGAGGGAGGGAGGUUUUUACACAGACUCGCACACACGCACACACGCACACACACACACACACACACACACACACACACACACACACACACACACACACACACACACACACACACACACACACACACACCAGAGUUUCAUGGAAUGAUAAUGAUUACCCCCCCUCCCACCACCUUGCAGAAUAACAACCCAAGGUAAAUAAAGAGACACAAGCAGAGAGAGAACUAAACCAAGCCACAGAAACAGGAGAUGUUGAAUGAAAGCCACAAAGAAUUAAUGAACCAAUAUGGACAAUAAAAGAGUCUACCAUUAGUCGAGAUCAAGAGAGUUUAUUUAGUUUCAUUGAAAUAAAUAUCUGACAGCAGAUUACCACGGGCCCCAAAUCAAACCCUGUCAUUUUGUCUCUUAAGCUCUUAAUUGUGGUUUUAGAUCAGCAUGAAAGACAGACAUUUAUGAAAGGAGAGCAUUCCUCCAGAGCCUGGCUCAGCUGUGCUGCUCUGUGCCGGGCUGCUUCCACAGAACUAGCAUGUAGUCUUUCAUCUGCUAGGAUUCUGGAUUCUGAUCUGGAAUCAGAUCUGUUUCACUCAGCCUGCCAGCUGUCUGGCAAAGAGUUGUCUUUAGUUAAGAGCUUGCUGAUCAGAGCCAUGUAACCAUAGAAACAAGUAAAAGGUCUAUGACUAGAUGUAUAGUUUGCUUUCAGAGUUGAUGUUACACUUUUAGAAGAAAAGGUGCUAUCUAGUUCUUUGGCUGUCCCCAUAGGAGAACCCUUUGAAUAACCCUUUUUAGAACCCUUUUGGGUAGUUCUACCUGGAACCAAAAAGGGUUCUACCUGGAACCAAAAUGAGUUCUCCUAUGGGGAAAGAUGACCUCUCUUAUCUGGGAGACAGUUACUCUGUACAACACACAUAGCAGAGCAGAGCAGAGCCUGCUUUAGUGCCACUAAAGACUGAAGAGAAUAACUAAAAUAUAUGGUGGGGAAGAGAGGUGCAGUAACACUUAACAGUCACUCUUACACUUAAUGGUUGUGGUGACAUGUUCCUGUCCUGGAAGUAAAACUCAACUGGUCUCCAUUCCCAACCGUCUCCUACCCUACAUGUUCUAAUGGGGACAGAAAGCCCAGUGGAUAGGUUGGACUGUUGUUCCAACUGAAAGGACCGGACAGCAUAGCAGUGGUUUGGUGAAGUGUUUCAAUGCUUGCUCCUGUGGAAUUGUAUAAAAGAAGCCGAGAAAUUGUUGUUGAAACAUUUUCACUAAGCUCUGUUGCAACCUCAGUCAACAUUUUCCAGGGAAGCCCAAUUCACUGGCGAAAUCCCCUCACAAUGAUCUCAAACUGUGUUUUUAAUACACAAUGAAAUUAAACACAGAAUUCCCCUUGCUAAUCAGGAAACUCUUGAGUAUGUUGUGGCAUACUGUCAUUACAAUUGCGUCACGGUAACCUGGUCAAAUUAUAUUGGUAGUGUAGCUAGCCACUGAAUGGCUCUGAAUUCACUGUCAGCAUGCAGUCAAAGCUAUAACCUCUUUUGGAGCUAACUAGUGCUCUCAAAUUGUAUGUAUCCUGAUGUCGACAGCAGAUGGUAGUUGUAUUCAUAGCAUUGCUAACUUAGCUAACUAACAUACAUUUUGAGAAAACAAGUUAUUUUAAGUGGCUAGCUAGCAUUAGCAACUUUUGGUGGUCAAUGAGACUGAGAGCUAGCUAACCAGCUGAGCUAGCAAACAAUGUAACAAAAGUAUAAUUUCAGAUACGAAAAAUACUCCAUCAAUAGGUUUUGCAUUUCAGGAAUCACAGUAGCAAGUACUUCUGGUGCUCUGUUAAAUUAUUUAGCCAUUUCAACAUAAAAAAACAAAAAAAAACGUUUUAGCCAUAGCCCUCACUGGAUUUUAUGUGAUUUAAACGUGAGCUUGUCCAUGGUGUCGGAUUCGGAGGGGGGACUUAGCGAAGGGGCAAUUGAAUGGUAAUUUCUAACUGACACUCUCAGAAUGUUGGGAGUCACCAGGGGUUCUAUCUAGGUGGAAUACAGCUACGACCGGAAUUUACUUUUUCAUAUUAGAAGAACUUAUGCAGCAGGUUAGGAGAAUUAACGUAGCAGGUAAAAAGAGAGUGAGGUUAAGGUUAGGAAAAAGGUUAGGGUUAGGGUUAGCUUCCUCUCUGUUAGCUAGCUAGCGUAAAUCCCCCAGACCAGACCAGGGACACAUGUUCAUUUAGACCUGGUUUAGCUUCUGACUUUUCAGCCGCUACUGCGGCUCUGAGCGGGCCGGCAGGGGGCCAAAGAGCAGGGAGGGUGAGGGUCACUCCGUGAUAAGAGAACAUAUUUCAAACAUUGCUUGUUAGGGGGAGGUAGUUGCAGAAACGUUGGAAUGGUGGGGGGGCUUAUUGAAAGCAGAGCUGGGAGUGGCGCAGCGAGACAGGGCCGACAAAGAGUGGCAGUUUGCAGCUUUAUUUAAUCUAUAGCGUCUAGCAGCAGUAGAAGAGACCUGUAGAGACCAGCGGAGCCUGGACCUUAUUUACUGAACCGUGGGGUCAGAGCCUUGGCACAGGGCUGUAACUCUUCUUCAUGGCACUGCUCCUCUUCUGCUCUGCCGUACGCAGUUGUCCAGUAAAGCCUUUGAAGUGGAGAGGCGGAGGGGGAACCAUAGAGGUUUAAUGGGAAAUCUAAUGCAGGGUUGUCCUUGUUAUAAACACUCGGUUUUAAGAUUUAAUUUACUCCAGAGGAGAGACUCUGACUUGGAUUCUCUAUCUCCUCCUCUCUCGCUCUUUUUAUUUUUCUUCCACUCUCUCUCUGUCUCUCUCUUUCUCUUUCUUUCUCUCUCUCUCUCUCUGUCUGUCUCUCCUUCACUUUCUGUCUCUCUCUGUCUCGCUUUCUCUCUCUCUUUCUACCUCUCUCUCUCCUUCUCACUCUCUCUGUCCAGACAUAAAGAGUUCUCCCUCUGUUAUAAGAGCUAGGAGAUAAGAUGGAGAAAUCGUAGAAACAGAAGACGUUGUUUGUUUUAUAACUUCCUGUAGGACAAAUGUUUUGUUAUGUCUACAUUCUCUGUUCCCUGAGACUGUCUCCUCUCUGAGGGGCCGUUUGAUAUGCUCUCUGUUGUGAGUGCCAGAGUGAUUUCCUAUAACUGGUUAACAGUGGUUUCGGUGAACCGACGUUAGCCGGUCCAUGUUGCGGUAUGGAGGUGUUAGUCAUGGUGUUGUUGCUCCAGAUGACUCCUUCAUCCCUCAACACAGAGGGACAUUUGUAGAAUGGGUUGACCUUUGGGAUAUUGACUCUAAACAUAAACUUGGCUCAAUCCAUCAGACCUGGGUCAAAUAUAUAGCUACUCCAUCAGAUCUGUGUCAAAUACAUAUGUCUAAUACUUCCACAAAUUUCAGCUGAGCUUGAGUUAGUUUGCCUGGUGAAAUGGAACCUAUGGAAUAGUCCAAAGUGACUCCAAACAGUGCAACCUAUAUUUGAACCAGGUCUGCUAUCCUUGCAGGUGAAAGCAAUAUGGCGGCUGCCUACAGCCAGGUAUCUGCUCCCCACUGUCUGUUCAGCUCUUUCACCUCAGUGCAGAUGAAGGACAGGAGAUGAGGAGGGGAAGUCACAUUACAUUUUUGAGUAGAUCUCUAAGGCACUUCCACAGCCCUAUCUAUGGCAAUUGCUCUGCUUGUAAUACACUCUCUGCAGUGAAUUGCUUUAUUCUGACCAACUUGGUUUUGCCUUCUUUCCUAGGAAGUGUGUAGAGAGCUCUGGUGCCUUAGCAAAAGCAACCGCUGUGUCACCAACAGUAUCCCUGCUGCUGAGGGGACCCUGUGUCAGACGGGAAGCAUUGAGAAAGGGGUAAGUGUAUACUAGCAGUCUCAUUGUCUACACACACUAGUUAUCAUAGUCUAUACACACACUCUCCUGUAGUCUACACACUAGUUGUCUCUUAUAGUUUACACCAGGGUUUCCUAAACCAGGGGUCGCCUGAUGUGGGGUCGCCUGAUUUGAAAAUGGGGUCGCGAGAGAAAAUGUGUGCUUGAUUCAUAGAACCGGGGUUACGUAAGUAACCUCCGGUAGCUGCUAGAUGCGGUUGUAAUAAACAGAGCGAUUUCUGUUUUCUUCCUACAAAUGUGGCUCUAUCUUUUGAAUGGUUUAAGCUACCAAAUAUUAUGACUCCAUCACUGAAAGAUAAGACUCUCAUGUUCACUGUUUCCAUCAAUUAUUAUGUUAUUUUCUACACAAAAGAUCAUACAACAUUAUUGCUUGAUGAUCUUCUGAACCCAAUACCUUUCUGAUGCAUUUCAGUCACUUCACACCAUACUGUCUUCAGAUUGAAAUACUGUCAAAAAUACUGUCAGACUGAUUAGUAAUAGACUGCCAUAUCCCCAAUUAAAAAAGUAAACAUUGGCCGUUGAUUACCUCACUUUUUGUACAUGGUGGGGUCGCAAACAUUUUUUGAUAUCAAAAUGGGGUCGCGGGCCCUAAGAUUUGGGAACCCCUGGUCUACACACUUUAUCCUGUAGUCUACACACUAGUUAUCUCUAAUAGUCUACACACUAGUUAUCUCUUAUAGUCUACACACUAGUUAUCUCUUGUAGUCUACACACUAGUUGUUAUACUGUAGUCUAUACACUAGUUAUCUCUUAUAGUCUGCACACUAGUUAUCUCUUAUAGUCUACACACUAGUUAUCUCUUAUAGUCUACACACAAGUUAUCUCUAAUAGUCUACACACUAGUUAUCUCUUAUAGUCUGCACACUAGUUAUCUCUUAUAGUCUACACACAAGUUAUCUCUAAUAGUCUACACACUAGUUAUCUCUUAUAGUCUGCACACUAGUUAUCUCUUGUAGUCUACACACUAGUUAUCUCUUAUAGUCUACACACAAGUUAUCUCUUAUAGUCUACACACUAGUUAUCUCUUGUAGUCUACACACUAGUUAUCUCUUGUAGUCUACACACUAGUUGUUAUACUGUAGUCUAUACACUAGUUAUCUCUUAUAGUCUGCACACUAGUUGUCUCUUAUAGUCUACACACUAGUUAUCUCUUAUAGUCUACACACAAGUUAUCUCUAAUAGUCUACACACUAGUUAUCUCUUAUAGUCUACACACUAGUUAUCUCUUAUAGUCUACACACUAGUUAUCUCUUAUAGUCUACACACAAGUUAUCUCUAAUAGUCUACAUACUAGUUAUUUCUUAUAGUCUACACACUAGUUAUCUCUUAUAGUCUACACACUAGUUGUUAUACUGUAGUCUACACACUAGUUAUCUCUUGUAGUCUACACACAAGUUGUGUCUUGUAGUCUACACACUAGUUAUCGAAUAAUCUUCACACUAGUUGUUAUACUGUAGUCUACACCCUAGGUAUCUCUUGUAGUCUACACGCUAGUUAUCUCUUGUAGUCUACGCACUAGUUAUCUCUUGUAGUCUACACACUAGUUGUCUAUUGUAGUCUACACACUAGUUAUCUCUAAUAGUCUUCACACUAGUUGUUAUACUGUAGUCUACACCCUAGUUAUCUCUUGUAGUCUACACCCUAGUUAUCUCUUGUAGUCUACAAACUAGUUAUCUCUUGUAGUCUACACACUAGUUAUCUCUUGUAGUCUACACACUUGUUGUCUCUUGUACUCUACACACUAGUUAUCUCUAAUAGUCUUCACACUAGUUGUUAUACUGUAGUCUACACACUAGUUAUCUCUUGUGGUCUAUACACUAGUUAUCUCUUAUAGUCUACACACUAGUUGUUAUACUGUUAUCUACACACUAGUUGUUAUACUGUAGUCUACACACACUCUCCUGUAGUCAACUCAGCUCUCUCCCACCUCCAUAUCACCACCCCCCUUUCUUUCUUUCUUUCUUUCUUUCUUUCUUUCUUUCUUUCUUUCUUUCUUUCUUUCUUUCUUUCUUUCUUUCUUUCUUUCUUUCUUUUUUUUUAUUGGGUGAUGUGAUGGCAGGUAGGCCCACAUAGUGGGCCUCAGUGUCAGAGUCAAGACUAGUUACUGUGAGGUGUGUGGUAGCCAGACCUAGCAGGACUCAUUCUCUCCUCUCCUCUCCCAUUGUAUCCCAAUGUAUUACCCCCUCCCCCUUUUCCCCGCCACACACGCCAUGCUUUGAGGUCAUCACUUCACCUUCUGGUCCCAGGGCUAUCCGGAAUCCUUGGGACGUCCCUACCCCAUUGAAGUUGACUAAAUAAAAGUAGGUAAUUCUACCUAAGAAUUUGAGAACUUCUGAAUCAUCUUGUCACAGGAGAAUUUGGCCUGGUUGCUGUGGUAUUCCGGUAACCACGACAACGGAUGUUGACAUGUCGUUAGACCAAGUAUAAACUGGCCUUAAGUCUCUGCGACUGUAGCAAUGUCCGUUGUCGUGGUUGCUGGACUGCCACAGCAACCAGACCAAAUUCUUCGCUGACAAGAUGAUGUAGGAGUUCUAAAAUUCUCAGAUAGAAUGACCUACUUUUAUUUUGUCACACUGUGGCAGUAAGCUAUUUUCUGUAAACUCGCCAUUACCUUGUAAAUAAUUAUGUUGUUGUGGGUUUAUUUCCUGUAAUAAUUAAUCAAAAGUAGCUAAAGUUAAGACGUUGUCAGUUAUACUCAGGUCAUUAUUUGAACUGGCUAGCCAACUAGCUAGCUAACUAGCUAGCAACAAACAAAAAUAUUGUUUAGAAAAUUGCUUUUAGUUGCCUGGCUUGCUAGGUUGACAUUUACUGAAUUCAUUUUAAACUGAUGGGUUUCUUGAUGUUAAAAUAGAGAAAGUAUGCUAUUUGGAGCCCCGGGCUGCUGAUGUCAUGCAGAGGCUGUUGUUUUGUGUUUAUACUUUUUCAAAAUGACAACGACAAGUUUGAUGUCGGACGACAAUAGAAUGUUCAUGAUGUCGCUACACCAAUUGUCUACAGACAUGUCGAUAGACGGACUGUAAACCAGCCUUUAGAGUUUAGGGUAGGGACGUCCCAAGGAUCCCAGAUAGCACUGACCCCAGUGUGACUCGCCACGCUACGGUCAGGUUAGACGGCCGACAGUGAGACAGUUUUAACACAGAUUACGGCGGCCAUUGUCACCGAAUGGUCUGAGGUCUAAAAAGAAAGAAUAGGAGGCUGUCGGGCUGUCGUGUGUCAUUACCGUCUGCUGACUGGAGCCUUUCAGGGCCGGAGGCCACCGACAGGGUCCUGGGCUACACAGGGGGCCCAAGUUGAGAUCAGCUCAGGGGGCUUUGGAACAGGGGGCUUUGGGGGGAGGCUGAUGACGGGCUCCUGUCUGGGUUGAGGGUGGGUGGUGAGGGGGAUGAGGGGCGGCUUCAAAGGAACUCGACUGUCAACCAUUUGUCACCAGGCCUGUAAUGGAGAGGCCCUGCCAACUAGAGGGAGGGAGGGAGAGAUGGGAGGAGAGGGAGGGAGGAGAGGGAGGGGGACAAAGGGGAGAGAGUUGGUGGUGCGAAAGGUAGAGAAGGAUAGAGAGGAGGUAGGGAUGUGUGGGAGGGAAGAAUGGGGGAUGAGAAAGAGAAAGGGAGAGAGAUAAGGAGAAUAAAGGAGAUAAGAGAGAGAGAAUAUGUGGUUUCCCAGGAAAGACUAUAUGCUACUAUCCUAGACAUUGGUACAAACACACACACACACGCAGGUACACACACACAUACACACACACACACACACACACACACACUUGCAGGUGGUGAAAGGCUGAUAGGUGUGUGGGGUAAUAGACAGGUAGUGUGUGUCAGCUCCUCUCUGAUAAGACAUUCUCUCCCAGGCUAUUUCAGUCUAACUGGAAACACAGACAAGGUCUUAAGGAGGACUCUCUCUCUUUCUCUCUCUCCCUCUUUCUUCUUCUCUGCAUCCUCUCUCUCUCUCCUUCUCUGGCCUCGCUCUCCCUCUCCCUGCAGUGUUAAUCUUGUUUAUACAGUGUGUUAGUGCAUUACCCUUCUCUGCUCUGAGCUAAGGAGAAUGAGGACAGUGCCCUGGUUCUCUCUCUCUCUCCCUCUCUCUCCCCUCUCUCUGUCCUUCUGCAUUGUUAAUCUCUGUUGUGAGGGAGUGAGGGAGUGAGGGAUUGAGGGAGACUGAGGACAGUGGCCUGGUGUUUCACUGGCCCAGGAUAUUAACCUACUGACAAAGUUACAGACCUACAACCUCUACAACCUCUACUGUCUCUAAGCCCUGAGCACCACUGAGUACGUUUACAUGCACAGUGAUAAUUCGAUAAUAAGCAGAUUAUGGCACUUGGCAGAUUAUGCAAUAGUCAUGCAAACAUUUUACUCUGCUUAUCUUAAUCGGCGUAAGGCAAUCUUUCAAAUGAUGAAUGGGCGUUCCAGCAGUGUAUUUGAUCUGCGUGUGUACUAGCACCAGCCCAGCGAGCCUCUCUCUUUACCGUGAGUGAAGUGAGUUCGGAACAACUGAAUAUAUGUGUCUUAGAAGUUUUCACAUACCAACUUUAUAUGUCCGAACUCAGAAUCAGAUAUGCUUCCCAAAAAGAACACGGUCGCUGUGGUAGAACGUUUAUUUUGAUUGCCGAUUUUCUGCAAUUUUCAGAGUGCCAUCAGGUAGCCUGAUUUCAGAUGUGUCCAUGUAAACAGGAUUAUUAGGGAAAUCGUUCUUCUUGCAAAAAAUGAAAAACGUUUAAAUCAAACUAUUAUAUUAAUCUGAUUAUCCACAAUAAUCACAUUAUUGUGUGCAUGUAACCGUACUCACUGACACAGUUACAGACCUACAACCUCUACAACCUUAACCAAUGAUUAAUCCUCUCCCACUCUCUCUCACCCCUUCCUCCCUCCCCCCCCCCCCCUCUCAGUGGUGCUACCAGGGGGAGUGUGUGACAUUCGGGACGUGGCCCCAGAGUGUGGACGGAGGCUGGGGUCCCUGGUCGUCGUGGGGGGAGUGUAGCAGGACCUGCGGAGGGGGAGUCUCUUCCUCCAUGAGACACUGUGACAGCCCAGCGUAA
This is a messenger RNA of Coregonus sp. 'balchen', 10298 nucleotides long. The record is from the annotation of a GenBank genome assembly. NCBI's taxonomy places the organism in Eukaryota, Metazoa, Chordata, Actinopteri, Salmoniformes, Salmonidae.